AUGCAGGGGGGUGGAAAGUGGUCGGGGUUGCACUCUACGAGGACGCCGUCUCUCAAUCAUCGUUUUCGUUUCCACUUUCGCAACAACGAGGAUUGCCGCCAAGCUCCACCUACAGUUCAGGAUUAUGUGCAAUUGCUGCAUCAGGGUUGCGAUCUUCGCUUGUUGAGAGAGAGACAGAGGCAGAGAGCGAGAGGCAGAGAGCGAGAGACAGACGCACACUGUCUACAGCUCGGCGAGGUGAAGGGAGGUCUCUUGGAUCCCUUGCCCCUGAAACGGGUGCUGGCUAUGGAGGAAAGUGGCACGGAAUAUCUUCUGCCGAAAAUGGUCAACCGACAUGAGUACAUGAUUCGUCCAAGGAAGUUUUAGCAACAAGUUGAAAGAGAGGCAGUUUUUUAUGGAGCUCUCAUGAG
Molecule: messenger RNA, 410 nt
Organism: Physcomitrium patens
Lineage: Eukaryota; Viridiplantae; Streptophyta; Bryopsida; Funariales; Funariaceae
Source: RefSeq, a predicted model, not a curated record